AUGCAUUGGCUUUUUCGGACAAACAUUCCUAGAAGAAGAUCCUCUUAUUAUCCUACUGAUGUACGGAAGCGUAACUUCUUCGGAAUGGGAGAAAUAGUCAGUGUUCUGACAAAUCCAGCAGAGACUGUUCGUUCACUUACAGAAUCCAAGCGACUUCUUGAAGAGGCUCGGCAGGAAAUCAAAGAGAAUCGUGAACGCUCACAAAUUCGCCCCAAACAUACCUUUUCCAGACUUCCGGGUUUCUUCGCUCGUCGAGCUGAAGCCAAAACGAUUGAACGGGCUUUGGAAGGAGAACCUGCAUUCACUGUUCUUUUUGGUGCUACAUCAGUCGGAAAGACUGCCCUCCUUCGCGAAGUUUUAUGCCGAGACUCGUACCAUGUCCUUCAUUUCGACCUCCGGAUAGCCGGGUUUGCAGAUCUUGCCAGUCUGUACAUGAGUUUGAGUCGUCAGAUGGAACAGUAUUUCGAAGCCAUGUCGACUCAGAUGGAAGGGUAUAAGGAGUUUGAGAAGGAGGCAUGGAGUUUUAAGCAUGAUCGUUUGAAUGUUGAACGGAGAAUGACAGAAGUCCCUCCAGAUUCGGGCAUCAGUCGAGUAAAAACCAGUGAUAUCGCGAGGCUUAUGGAACUAUUCCAGUCAUCAUUACUGAAAUACUGGGAAUUCAACCCAUACGAAGAAGAAGACCGGAAAAUAGAAAUGCGUAAGGAAGAAGAAAAACAUGGGUCGUCGUCUAAAACUCGUGUUGAUCCUUCCUGUGUAAAUGGCAAACGUGAAACCACUGGAUUCCGAAAUCUUCUGCACCUCAGGAGCAAGCACGAGGACCAAGGUAAGAAGAAACAACGUCUUGCAGAGCAUGAAGGCGAGUCAGAGAAGGAAGCUGAGAAACGGAAACGGCCUGUGAAGAAGAUGCCUGUCGUCUUUUUCGAUGAAGCCCAUAAAUUGCCGGCCCUCAUCCAGUCAACAGAGGCGAUGAACUGCAUCCUGAGUGCAUUCCUUGUCCUGACCAAACAGGAUCGACUGUGUCAUGUCAUACACGCCACUAGCGACCCAUUUUACCACACUUGGUUGAGACAGCUGAACGUCAUGCAACAUUGCAAGAUCAUAACCAUCGGGGAUUGUUCAAAAGCGGAGACGCGAGUAUUCUUUCGUGAACAGCUUCUACCUCGUGUUCCAGAGCACAUUCAGUAUGGACUUAAUUUUGAGGUGCUCUAUGAAGCAUUUGGAGGAAAGUUGGUGCAUUGGCACGAUUUUGUGACAGAUUACAUAAAUACCAAUGGUCGUCUUGACGUGAGACGAAGCUCCCAUUUCUUACAGGCACAUGCCCUGCUCAAUCUCCACAUCAUUCAUUCGUCUGAGCACUCUCCGGAGGGUGAGGGUCAAGAGGGAAAUUCAAACCCCAACCACCCUCCUUCAUCAUCACGCCUACCUGGUUUCAAGAUAUACUCCGCAAUCAGCAAUCCCCGUGGCCCAAGCGUCCAGGACCCAGACAGCAGUAGCACUGCUGCGACGUACGGUGAAUCAGAUUUCACGGCAAUGCAGCUACUGAGGGUAAUCAGCCGGAUCACUGAACCUGGUACAACAUACCUUCCGUACUUUGCACUAUGCCGAGAGUAUGGGGUACAUGCUGUGGAUGGUAUGGUCAAGGGAAGGAUUUUGGAUCUAAGGUGGACAGAGCCUGUGACGAAAGAAUUAGAACCAGAAGGGUCAUCUUAUCUAAAUCGUCAAUCGAGACCGCUCAGCGAUGAGGGAGACGAGAGCAAUGGACGCACACUUGUGGAUAACUCGAAUCAACUGGAAGGAAACCUAGCCGCAGCAUCUGAAGAAGAUAUUGUCCCUAUCCCAGAGCAGGAGGUAUUCUCGCAUAACCGCCGACGGAGAAGUUCUCGCUGGCGGAGUGUGUAUGAAGGGAGUAUGGAUUCUGUCAUUGGUCCCAAAUUGGUACCAACGACACCGAUCAUGAAGUAUGCGAUGAGAGAGGUAUUGCGCGAGUAUGAUGAGGAAGUGGUUGAUGAUGAUGAUGGUACAGUGUCAGAGUAUGCUUCUGCGGCAUCGCUCUCAGAUGUGGAAGAAUAUUGA
Messenger RNA from Lentinula edodes (shiitake mushroom), 2073 nucleotides. RefSeq lists its product as uncharacterized. The transcript is spliced from 10 exons. Bases 1 to 2073 code for a protein of 690 amino acids. NCBI's taxonomy places the organism in Eukaryota, Fungi, Basidiomycota, Agaricomycetes, Agaricales, Omphalotaceae. The record is from RefSeq and is a predicted model, not a curated record.